Molecule: messenger RNA, 231 nt
Organism: Penicillium pulvis
Lineage: Eukaryota; Fungi; Ascomycota; Eurotiomycetes; Eurotiales; Aspergillaceae
Exons: 1
Coding region: 1-231 (76 amino acids)
Source: RefSeq, a predicted model, not a curated record
AUGGCGAUGGGAUAUAUUAAGACGCCUUUCGGGAAACCGCGAACGAUCCUGCCCACAGAAGGUGGAGAGGUGCCUGGUGUGAAUGAGACGUCCAUUAUCCAGACACCAACGAACGCGUCAGUCACAGUGACAAUGGUCUCCACUGAAGGACUCCCAUAUAGUUCUCCACAGACCAAAUUUAUGACUCUGGUCAAAACAACCCCUCCGGAACAACCGACUAUUCAAAAUUAG